UUUGUCAACCAUAGUUUGUGAUAUGUUCGACUUGAAAUUGGGUUGAUUUGACUGAAUGCCAGCCAGGGGUUCUUAAGGCUCUCCCGGAUAGUCGUUUUGUUGAAAUAUCCCGCAGCCUCCAUUGUAGAAAAUGGACUUGUACCGUUAGCUAGCCAACUAUGCUAGCUGGUAACACUGUGGCGGCUAGAAAUAGUAUAUUACAUCAUUGUUGCUUAAACUCGUAACCGCGAUUACAAUUAUAACGGUAGUUGAUAUUAUCACACGCUGAAGUGUAACACUAGCUAGUUACUUGUUACAGGUGGCCACAUAUUGGCAGUAGCUAGUUGCGGCGGUUCAGUUGGCUGCCGAUGUUAGCAUCACAGCUAACGUUACACCCCCCAAUGAGGCAGCUGUAACGUCUGUCAAAUAUGCAUUUCCGCGUCGGGGUAGUAACGUGAGUUGGUUUCCGCCAUUAGAAAAAAUAAAUGAAAAAUAAAAUCCAUUUUACUUAUAUGGUUUCCGCAGUCUCUCUAACGUUACACUGUUUUUUUUAUGCCGAUGUUGCACCGAAAGCUGUGACCAAUUCGAUUCACAGACAUACGAACCGAAACGAGACUGAUGGGUGGUGUUGGUGGGGUAACACACAGAUUUACACUUCAGUUCCGGCCACUGGUUUCUUGCUACUAGCUAAUAAAUAUUGUAACCCGUCUAAUAGUAUUUAUGUAGGUUCACAUUAUCGACAGCUAUCAAAGUACAACAUGUUACCGUUGUAAAAACUGCACUGGUAAUAGCUGAGAGUCCUUGUUAGGUCACAGAAUACCAGAUAUGUUUGUUACUGUUAAACCUGUAUUUGAAUACCAUAUUGAAGUGAAUAUUUUUGGGUACUGAUUUAUUUUUUAGAAGAAAUGUCUUAAAGUCUGCUAUAUCCUAACUACUGUACCUGAUCAUUGCAGUCAAGACAUUCCUACAAACAAAGAAAUGUACCUCCUUCCUUCUUCUUUUACAGAACUGUCUCCGUAACUGUAAAAUCUGGUUUGUUUGUUUAUAAACAAUGGCAGCUUCGUAGUCAGUGUCCCUGAACACUCCCAAGGGAGUGGUAUGAAAUGCAGUCAUUUGGGAACAUUUUUAUAAUAUGACAUGGUGGACCUUUUCUUUAGGCUAUGUGUAAGUCUUAAAUGGACACAAGCCUUGUUUGACAGAUGCAAUCCGCUGAACACAUCGUUGGCUCCUUGCACUUUCAUUACGCAGUAAAAGCCCCCUACUUCAGUUAACUCCCAUCAGUUACGUAACUAUUAUUUUAAAGAAAUGCUGCAGCAACAUAUCACUUAAAUUCAUGUUUGUUGUGGAUUAUUUUCUAGAUCACAUCGUAACGUGAAUUUUGGUUGGUUGUGGUCUGACACGUCCUCCUUACAGUACAUACAAGCCUUGACUAACACUGGUUUGUGUCCUUGGGUGUGUCCGGCUAUCUGUCCCAGCAGCUCAUUAACUACAGGAAAGUGUUAUAAACUGUAUCCCAGGUGGGACAUAUCUGCUAAUCAUAGUGCUAUAAUAAAAACUAACAGGCCCCUCUUUUUUAGAAGACCUGGGUCAAAAACCAGUAGACUGCUGUUGUUUUUACACCAGUAAAAUGACUAGAGUAGUCUUUUUAGUUGUAUGGUAGGUGGUCUUAGCAGUGUGCAAAUCCAACUUUAAUUUCUUGAGAUACUUGCAACAUGACAUUUCUUAUUAAAUAUAACAUUAAUUGCAGCAUAUAACUUUGGGUUAUUUCAACUAAAGUCAGUUGUUUGGCAAUUGAUUUCAAAGUAGUCUAACAGGUUUUCACAAGGAAUGAAAAUACUAGGAUAAGCUGUGUUGAACUAACAACUUUUCAUUGGAAUGUUCCUGUUUAGAUUUUAAAAGGAUUUCAAAAUGGAUAUUCUGGCCCCCUUACAGACUUCUUUAGUGUUAAUUUCUGUAUCUACCUGUUGGAUUAGUUACCAAAGGUACAUGGUUGGUUUGUGGUUGCCAUAGCUACAUUGACAAAGUUUGAUACAGGAAGAAGUUUUAAGUGGGAUUGAGACAUUGAACAUUGGUUCCUUUCCAUGUGUAGGACUUGUUUAAGGCAGAAAGACUUGUUUGGUCAGUCUUACUGUGGUUGGACUGUGAAUCAAAUGUGCUUAGCCCACUUGAAGUUAAAUAUACUUGAAACAAAAUAUACAUUGGUGUGUUCUCAUAGUCAGCUUUGAUCACUUGAUGUGUUUACAUCUUUACACAUCAGCAUUCGCUCUGCAUGCUACCUAUUUUGUAGUGUAGUGAUUAUAAAGAUAUAGAAUAGGCCAUAGCUUUUUUUUUUUCCUUCCAAGAAACAUUUUCUUAUAAAAAUGACCACAAUUAGAGCUGUGUAUGGUAAUCACAAAUUGAGUUUUAGUAGCAGUAGUGGAAUCUGUAAAUUUCACUAAAACCCUUAGUUCAAUUUUCUUAAUACUGCCCAUGGAUGCUGUUAAAGUAAAUCAUAGGGCCUACAUGCUGAACUCACACACACCAUCUAACAGGAACAUGGUCUUUACUGCGAGGCAUUGCAGGACCUUGAGAGGAAUUUGGCCUGAGUAUAAGAGGGGUUAGCAGCUUGUUAACUAGUGUUGGAGCGCACGCACACAUGAACACAAACACAUCCUGUCAUUAUCGGCAGCCAAAUUCUGAAAGCCUAGUAUUUAUUACUUGACAGUACUACUAAUACCUUGUAGAUGAAAGAUUUCAGUUUAUAUUCUCACCUUUCCUCCCUCUCAUUCUCUCUGGCUUUAAGGUCAGACAAAUGCAGAAUAUAGUUGGGAUCAGAUAUCAAUAUUUAGAGUAUUGAUUAUGAUCAUUAGCUUUGUGCUUUUGAUUUCUAAAAUCCUUCCAGACAGUUUCCUAAUCAAUCAAUGUUAAAACAUGAAUGAAAAAGAUUCAAAUAUCACAGCUUGUGGUCUUUCUGUCUUUUAUUUAUAGUUAUAACAUAACGGCAUCAAAGGUAUUGUAUGCCAUGUUGCUGAUGUUUCUGCAUUAAAAAGAGCCUAGUUACUAGCAAAAGCAAAAAAAAAAAAAAAAAAAAAGUAAUGAGGGUUUUCAUGAAUCUAAUUGGUGCUUAAGAACACACUCAUGACUUGUGGAAAGAAAAGAAAUGUGAAGAUUCACAAGCAAUGGGAUGGUGAUUUCUUUCUUCGUUGUGUUGGCAGCAGUAUCUUGUAGAGGACGCACUUUAUCAUUUGAACAUCUGUUAGAAUACAUUCAUGCACAUUCUUAAGUGAUAUUGGUGCCAUUAUGGAUUGAGUUUUGUAAGAAGGGCAGUUUUCCAUUUUUGGCUCAUUUACUUCAAACCAACCUUAACCCUGGACUCAUGGCGAACUCCUGAGGUGUAUCACUCAGAAUCUGUUGUAACUGUGUGGAUAGGGGCUCCUGUCAGAGGGGGGCAUUUGGUGUGACCCAUGAUGCUGUCUAGGAGGUUAGCAGCCACCUGAUCCUCCCUAGGAGCCGCAACUGUAGCAGUGAGAUGACAGGCCACAGUUUAACACAUGCGUAUAGACACACACACACAAAAGCCCCGUGACCUCCCCCAGUCUGGACACUGUUACUCUCGCACACCUUGAAUCAAUUUUCCUGACACAUUUGGGUGGCCUGUCCUGGCCUCUACACACACCCAUUCUCUUUCUCUGUCAAAGGGUUGAAGGCUAUUCUUCUUUUGAACCACUGCAGGAGGUGGACACUUCAUCUGUGCAUCCAUCUUUACUGUACACCUGUUGGGGAGAUGGACGGACAACUAAGCCUUAACUGUCAUGCCUAGGCUUACACACACACACACACACACACACACACACACACACACACACACACACACACACACACACACACUUGUACAUGGAGGGACAGGGAGUGGGGUUCUUCAUUGCCUCACCCAGCUGGAGUCAGAUGCAGCCAGGGAAGGACAGCGUCUGGUCACGUUCACUCACAGUGCUUCAAGACACAAGGACAGAAAGAUCGACAGUUAGGCAGGCAGGCAGCAUUAUUGAAAGACAGACGGAUGGACAAGUAACCAGAAAAAACAUCAACAGAAGGACUGACUUUUCCAUCAGCUCUUUAACCAGCUCAUUGAAGAGAGACCUUGCCUGUCAGGUCAGUGCCAAUCCACUGACCUUUGCCACUCCAGAGGGAUUGUGAAAACUUCUGUCAUCCAGACAUCCACUCACACUGGAUGGAUUGAAAGACGAGUCCUGCAAUUAUCCAGUCAUCUGAUCACCAUUCAUGUGUCCAUCCAACUAUCUACCUAUCCACAAGGACUAAACUGUUUUGCCGUCUACUCAAAUCAAAACUCUAUCCAAAAUGUUCCUCGCCAAUACAGUUAUGUAACUUAAGAGAUGGCAAAAUCUGUCAUCCACCAUUCCCUCUGUCCAUCCGUUUUACAAAUCAGGAGCAACUGAUAGAUGUCUGGCCAUCGUUUUUUCCAUCCACCUAUUCCUUCCAUCCUAAGGCAUCAUUCCUGCCCUUCAUGCCAUCAUUCCCUCAUCAUGCAGCCUAAGAAAGCCACUCUGUACCCAGCAGAGGAUGAGCUGGUGAGCCUCUCCACCGUCUAUGAUCUCUUGGAUGAACAACAGCAUUACUACAAGGAGCUCAUCCAGCAGCAGGAGAGGAACUACAGAGCCUUCCUACAAAUGCUGAUGGACUCGUCAUCUAGCCGCAUGGACAGCCUGGUUAGAGAGAUGCAAGACCUGAGGAACUGCCUGCAGAGAACCAAGGCUGAGCUGGCCGAGGUUAAAAAACAGGGUGUCCAGAACAGCAAACGGGCUGAGUGUCUGGCUGAAGGCCUGGUGAUGGUGCGAGGGGCUCUGGAUGGCCUCAGCGUCAAAUCAGGAGUAAUUGGUGGAGGUACAGGAGGAAGAGGUGUGGAUCUGAUGCAAUGCAGAGGAGGUGGUGGGUUAAGGCUGGAUGGAGGAGGAAGAGGAGGUGGAGGCAGAGGUGGAGAGGCAAAAAAAACAGCACCAAAAGCAGUGAAGCUGGUGGCAGACCUCACAGAUAUCCACUUUGAUGACAUAAAGGUUGUACACAGAUGCACAAUCAGAGUGAAAUGUAUGGGUUAGCUAGAGCUUUUAGCAUCGCUUAAUGGUAUACUGGUGUUAAUGUAUGGCUUGUGGAUAGCCAAAAACUCCUGCUGUCCCUGUUUUGAGAUAGUACGUGGUUAAUGCUGGUCUCGUUUGCUGCGACUAGAUGUUAGUAUAAGUGUGCUCGGGCAGCCAGUCCCAAAAGUAAAAAAAGAAGAAAAGCGAAAGGAUCUUAGUCUAGUUUGUACGAGUUUGUGAUCCAGAGUGCUUCUUUGUCUUUGUGUCUGGUUAUGGUCGCAGCACUUUACUCAUGGCGCAUGCUUGUUUUAAAAGGAGUGUCCUUUAGACCGAUACUGGCUUUUCAAGGCUGAUACGAUUAUUAGUUGUUUGGAACCAAUAUGUGUUUACAGUGAAAAUGAAAAUCUUUAAGUCAAAAUUAAGAUUUUGGAAUGUUAUAAACUCCAACACAAAACUUUGUUUAAACGAUUUAAGCCAUUAUUUAAUAAAUUCGAAACUCAACAUAAUACCCAGUAAAAGAUAGUCAGAUAGUGUUGUGGGCGGGACAUUAAGUCAGACUCGGUGGUGAGUGAAACCGAAGCAGAGGGACAGACACAGAGCUGUAGCGGAGCUACAGUAGCGCACUUUUUAAUUAUCGGUUAUCAGGCAAAUAAAACGCAGAUACCGAUAAUCUGAAAACUGCCAAAACACGGGCCGAUAACUGGUCUAUCCCUA
Molecule: messenger RNA, 5762 nt
Organism: Sander lucioperca (pikeperch)
Lineage: Eukaryota; Metazoa; Chordata; Actinopteri; Perciformes; Percidae
Exons: 2
Coding region: 4416-5069 (217 amino acids)
Source: RefSeq, a predicted model, not a curated record